Acytostelium subglobosum LB1 is the source of this 234-nucleotide messenger RNA. RefSeq lists its product as hypothetical. Lineage: Eukaryota; Evosea; Eumycetozoa; Acytosteliales; Acytosteliaceae. The transcript has a single exon. The coding region runs from base 1 to 234 and encodes 77 amino acids. The record is from RefSeq and is a predicted model, not a curated record.
AUGUCUUUGAAGUUGCUCGCUUGUUGUGCAUCGUUGGUGAACGAGACGAAUAACGUCCAGGUGUCCUUGUUCACAUGCCCAAUCAACCAGUUUGGACAAUGUAUGAUAGUGAUCACCAUCCAACUUGUAGUAUUGCUUGUCAAUGAGGAAUGUGAGCACAUGUAUGUUGGUGAUCUUCAAUGGGAUGACGUCCAGUGCUGUGAGGACACGUUCGUUACCAACUUUGUCAGAUGA